This is a messenger RNA of Manis pentadactyla (Chinese pangolin), 2757 nucleotides long. It is a transcript of the gene RALA, whose product is annotated as RAS like proto-oncogene A. Gene Ontology annotation, cellular component: plasma membrane. The record is from RefSeq and is a predicted model, not a curated record. NCBI's taxonomy places the organism in Eukaryota, Metazoa, Chordata, Mammalia, Pholidota, Manidae. The coding region runs from base 302 to 922 and encodes 206 amino acids. Gene Ontology annotation, molecular function: GTPase activity; GTP binding; GDP binding. Gene Ontology annotation, biological process: Ras protein signal transduction; regulation of exocytosis. The transcript has 5 exons.
CCGCCCCGCUCCCCUGCGCCCCGGAAGUGCUCUGCGGCCGCUGCUGCAGCGCGGCCAGGAGGAGGGUGGAUCUCCUGAGAGUGGAGUGCCGCGAGUCCUCCUCCUCCUGCCGCUCAGGUGCUGCCGCCGCCCGUCGUACUCAUCCUUCUGUCGCUCGCAGCGCGGAGCCUCCCAGACAACAAGGGCCGAAACAACUCUCCGGCCGAAGCCAGCUCAACCGCGGCUUCGGGAGCCCUCGGGGCGGCGGACCUGCGGGGUGCAGAUUCUUCUUAAUCUUUGGUGAAAACUCUGCGCCGAGAAGAUGGCUGCAAAUAAGCCCAAGGGUCAGAAUUCUCUGGCUUUGCACAAAGUCAUCAUGGUGGGUAGUGGUGGUGUGGGCAAGUCGGCUCUGACCCUUCAGUUCAUGUAUGAUGAGUUUGUAGAGGACUAUGAGCCUACCAAAGCAGACAGCUAUCGGAAGAAGGUAGUACUGGAUGGGGAAGAGGUGCAGAUAGAUAUCCUGGAUACAGCUGGGCAGGAGGACUAUGCUGCAAUUAGAGACAACUACUUCCGGAGCGGGGAGGGCUUCCUCUGCGUCUUCUCUAUUACAGAAAUGGAAUCCUUUGCAGCCACAGCUGACUUCAGGGAGCAGAUUUUACGAGUAAAAGAAGACGAGAAUGUUCCAUUUCUGCUGGUUGGUAACAAAUCAGACUUAGAAGAUAAAAGGCAGGUUUCUGUAGAAGAGGCAAAAACCAGAGCCGAUCAGUGGAAUGUUAACUAUGUGGAAACAUCUGCUAAAACGCGAGCUAAUGUUGACAAGGUAUUUUUUGAUUUAAUGAGGGAAAUUCGAGCCAGAAAGAUGGAAGACAGCAAAGAAAAGAAUGGAAAAAAGAAGAGGAAAAGUUUAGCCAAGAGAAUCAGAGAAAGAUGCUGCAUUUUAUAAUUAAAGUCCAAACUCCUUUCUUAUCUUGACCAUACUAAUAAAUAUAAUUUAUAAGCAUUGCCAUUGAAGGCUCAAUUGACUGAAAUUACUUUAACAUUUUGGAAAUUGUUAUGUAUCACUAAAAGCAUGAAUUGGAACUGCACUGAAAGUCAAAUUCACUUUAAAAAGAAAUUAAUGUGGCUUCACCAAGAAGCAAAGUUCAGCUUCUUUCAUAAUUGCCUACAUCCAUCAUGGUCCUGAAUGUAGCGUGUGAGCUUGUGUUUUGUGGGCAGUCUUUCUUGAACUGUUAAAGAGGUGAGGUGGGGGUGGGAAUGGGAGGAAAGGCUACUUCCUCUGGUUUAUUAUAAAGCUUAAAUUUUAUAUCAUUUUUAAAUGUCUUGGUCUUCUACUGCCUUGAAACAUGACAAUUGUGAACAUGAUCGUUAAACUGUACCACUUUUUUUAACCGUUGUUAUGCAAAAUAUAGAAGAAAAAGCUGUUAGCAUGAUUGUUGCAUAUAGUUAAUGGAGAGUAAUUCAUCUGUGAACCUGCAUUAAUUACCUGGUAAUUAACUUAGAAAAGUGGUGUAAACUUGUAUAUGGGAAUUUUUGAAUAUGCCUUAAUUUAGAAGCCGAAAAAUAACCAGUUACGUCAUUCUGGGCGUGUCCUCACUGGUGCCUCGAGCCCAUUGCUCUGUGUGUUCUGGUGAGAAAAUGUAUGUUUGAUAGUGGAGUGCAACUUUUGUACAGAAGAUGCUUGAGAAGUAACUGUCUGCUAGGAGUCUGUCCAAUUUAAAAUGUGUGCCAUACUCUGGUUCUUGAAAGUAAGGUUCCAGAGCUCCUUGAUUGCUUUUAAUUAACUUGAAGGGCCAGCAUAAACUUGUAAGAUAGCUUUAGACUCUGAAGAUUCAGUUGUGCAGUGAACCCUUUUUCUUUAAGAUGCUGGUCCCUGGAAAUCCCUUUCUGCCAGUAGUGAGCAUAUGUUAGUAAGUUUUUUAUCUUUUUGGAGCAAGGCACAGGAAAAUCAGUAGUGCUAAUGUAUUUUGCACUAGAACACUUCAGGAAAAUAUUCAUGCUUGCCACCUACUAAUUUCUAAAUCUGUACUCAUGAGCUUAUAGUUUGGCUAUAUGGGAGUUAUCAGAGUAUCUGUAGUCUGUUUGUGUUCAUAUUGAAGAACACUGUAGCUACAUUUUCCUAAAGUUAUAUCAGGCAGUCAAACCUGAGUAUAGUGCAGAAAACAUGUUUGGCAUACACAGACCAAACAUUAGGCCCAUGUCACCAUUGUGUGGUGCUCACUGGGAAAAUUCUAGCACAUUAUCUGGAAACAUAAUGGGAAAUACCCCACUGUCAGAUUUUUCUCUUCUUCCUCAAAAUGGAGCUAGGACAGUUGAUUCAACAGUUUUUCUUUUCUCUUAUUUCUCAACAAGUAAAAUUUAUGAUCAGGCAUUCCAGGUAACAGGUGUGUAUGUAAAGUCAACAAAAAUAGGCUUUUUAGGAACUCAGCUCUAGAUAGUACAUCUGGAUUGUCAUGUUAAGUAUUUGUCCUCAAAGGGUUUGAGAUGCACAUCUUUCAUUUCAUAUUUUUCAUAGGCUAUGCCUUGUGCGGAAUUAGUUAUCAGUGUAACAUGGGCCCUGCGGGCCCAGCUAUAUCUCCAUGUGUACCCAUUGCAGUCUUAUUUAACCAGGGGGCCUAACCACUAACAUUGUGAUUUUUCUUUGCGACCUUUCCUCUCCUGGGUACUGAGGUGCUAUGAAGCCAACUGACAAAGAUGCAUCACAUGUCUUAGGCUGAUGCCACUACCCUAUUGGUUUGAAAUUUGAGCCAUUUAAAGACCAAUAAAAUUCCUUUUUUUAAA